CUGACCUAUAAAUGAGACACUUCCAGCUGGCGACACCGAUGGCCGACCAGCUCUAGCUCCUCGAGCUCUCUCCGCGAGCAAAAUAACCCACUUCAUCACAUCCCCCUCUCCCUUUUGUCCUUCAACCUCCUUUCGUCUAUCUGUCAUCCCCAGAACGCCUGGUCAUGGCCGAAUCGUCGUUGUGGCCGAUGGGGGCUACACCUAAGCGGAAGCGCGAUGAUGUGAUCCUGGAGGAGCACGCCUUCAGCGGCCAGUCCCGAGGCCUCACCCUACCCAAGACCACCUUCUCGUUUCAACCCCCGAUCUCCCUACCCGCCAGCCAUCCUCACCACGAGCGUUCCGAAGACGGUAACAGCAGCCCUCGGAGCAAGGUAGCCCAGAAGUUCCAGGAGCUCGCCCUAGAAAGUGGGGGCGGGGUAAUCCAUGGUGACAGGGCGGAUCGGACGGUUGUUGUGGGAACGGGAGCUGAGGAGGCUAACCCUGGAUGUGACCCGGGUCCUGCGAGCCCACGCUUUUCCCCGGAGCUCCCCAUCUUCGACUUCGAUGGCGAUAUUGACGGCAACCGCGGCAGCCACCACACCGAGAUCGAGAAUAUGCACCUUGACGACGACGACGACGACGGAGCAUCGCACAAGCGCAUCAGGCUUCAAGACCCAAAUCCCCGCCAAGACACCGCCGCCACGGGAUUGAACGGCCGUGCCAUCCCAAUUGCGCCUAAGCCCAUCCAACCUAACGAACCACAUCAUUUUGCGCUACAGCCAACCGCGGGGCGAACAACUUUCAAGGCGACGAAAAGCAAUGGCCACGGGCACUCGCAGACUCCAAAUCUUCCCACCAACCGGGGUUCCGCCUCCCACUCGCGCAAUCGAAGGCGGGCCGGCACACCGCCCCUGUCGAAGAGAAGGACGACGGCGCUCUCGGCCGAAGAGCCUGCUAUCAUCGACCCUAUUCGCGCGGCACUUACCUGGCACGAGGACGAGAUUACCGUGUAUGACCCCGACGACAAGGAUGACGACGGCACCGGCAUCAACGGCAUCGGGUUUAAGCCGACCCCGGCUAUAGCCUAUGCUCGGGCGCAGAAACGCAGACAGCAGCUGGCCGAGUACAGGAAGCGCGAGGAGAGUGAAGCAAGGGCGAGGCGAAACCAGCGCCGUCGAGGUAAGCUCGGCGGCGCCUCCGAAUUGGACGCGAACCAUUCUAUCGUGCGGGUGCGUUUCUCCGAUGCAGAACCGACUACGGCGGUCACGAUUUGACACCACCCUAUUAUUUCCCCGAUUCUUAACACUUGUCACCUCGAGAACUUUGGGCGUUACGCGUUAUGCGAGGCUGAAAAAAAAAAAGGCCGAUCGCAGACGGAUUGGUACGGCGUUGGGUGGCUCUGGACAGGAUUGUAGGAGCCAGGAAACGGUCAACGAGGUUGGAAGGGCGACGUAUUCUAUUAGGUUGACUUGGGUUUCGAUUUUUCUAUGGA
This is a messenger RNA of Durotheca rogersii, 1471 nucleotides long. RefSeq lists its product as uncharacterized. The record is from RefSeq and is a predicted model, not a curated record. The transcript has a single exon. Lineage: Eukaryota; Fungi; Ascomycota; Sordariomycetes; Xylariales; Xylariaceae. The coding region runs from base 165 to 1253 and encodes 362 amino acids.